This is a messenger RNA of Pseudoliparis swirei, 1584 nucleotides long. It is a transcript of the gene acat1, whose product is annotated as acetyl-CoA acetyltransferase 1. The record is from RefSeq and is a predicted model, not a curated record. Gene Ontology annotation, biological process: fatty acid beta-oxidation. Bases 46 to 1308 code for a protein of 420 amino acids. NCBI's taxonomy places the organism in Eukaryota, Metazoa, Chordata, Actinopteri, Perciformes, Liparidae. Gene Ontology annotation, molecular function: acetyl-CoA C-acetyltransferase activity. The transcript has 12 exons.
CAGAGCUGAAGGUGAAGUGGGUGAAGUGUUGACUCUCAGUCCAAAAUGUCAUCCAGUGGACUUUUAACCUUGCGCACGCAAUUUUGCAAACGCCUGGCUCACAGGUACCUGGCAAGGACCUACACGUCUCGCCCGUCGCUCAAUGAGGUCGUCAUCGUCAGUGCGGCGCGCACUCCAAUGGGCUCGUUCAGAGGCAGCCUGGCGGCGGUGCCAGCCACCAGGCUGGGCUCCAUUGCCAUCAAGGGAGCCAUAGACCAAGCAGGAAUCGCUCCAGAGGAGGUGAAGGAAGUCUACAUGGGCAACGUGCUUCAGGCAGGAGAAGGGCAGGCGCCCACAAGACAAGCCUUGCUCGGAGCAGGCUUGACUCUUGGCACUCCAGCAACCACCAUCAACAAAGUCUGUGCCUCCGGGAUGAAGUCCAUCAUGCUGGCAGCCCAGAGUCUAAUGUGUGGACACCAGGACGUGAUGGUGGCAGGAGGCAUGGAGAGCAUGUCCAACGUACCUUACGUGAUGACCAGAGAUACCCCGGCCUACGGAGGUGUAAUGGUGGAAGACCUCAUUGUCAAGGAUGGACUCACUGACGUCUAUAACAAAUUCCACAUGGGCAACUGUGCAGAGAACACAGCCAAGAACAGCAGCAUCACCAGGGAGGAGCAGGACGCCUACGCCAUCGGCUCGUACAGCCGCAGCAAAGAGGCGUUCAUGUCCGGCGUGCUGGCCAAGGAGAUCGUGCCGGUCAGCAUUCCCCAGAGAGGCAAACCUGAUGUGGUCGUGUCCGAGGAUGAAGAGUGGAGGCGGGUCGACUUCAGCAAAGUUCCCAAACUGAGGGCUGUGUUCCAGAAAGAGAAUGGCACCGUGACGGCGGCAAACGCCAGCACGCUGAACGACGGAGCAGCCGCGCUCGUUUUAAUGACGGCCGAUGCUGCACAGAGACUCAACGUCACGCCACUGGCAAGGAUUGUCUCUUUUGCUGAUGCUGCUGUUGCACCCAUUGAUUUCCCCAUUGCUCCUGCAUUCGCUAUCCCAAAGGUCCUGGCUGCAGCAGGGUUGAAGAAGGAGGAUAUCACCAUGUGGGAGAUCAAUGAAGCCUUCAGCGUGGUCGUGCUGGCCAACAUCAAGAUGUUGGGCAUCGACCCCGCGAAAGUCAAUGUGAACGGUGGAGCCGUGUCACUGGGACACCCCAUCGGGAUGUCUGGGGCGAGAAUUGUGGGUCACAUGGCGCACAACCUCAAGUCGGGCCAGUACGGACUGGCGAGCAUCUGCAAUGGAGGAGGUGGAGCGUCGUGUAUUCUGAUCCAGAAAUUGUAGGAUUUUUAAAGUGGGGACUUCUCUCUCCCUGAAACACCAUCUGUGUUCACUCGCUGUCGACUCCAAAUGGCGUCUGUAAACUCGCCUUUUUACUGUGAAGAGCACUCCUGUUACAACCGUACCGCCGGUGGCCUUCCACAAGCCGCCAAGUAGGACUCCACUUUCCACACAUGACACCACGACUCCAGUGUUUAUAACACUCCUUUGUUCAAUGAAACAACAUUUAUUUAUAUUUAACUCUGAAUUUAAAUGAAAUAAAUAGUUUUUAUGAAACCA